Messenger RNA from Sus scrofa (pig), 985 nucleotides. It is a transcript of the gene ADIPOQ, whose product is annotated as adiponectin, C1Q and collagen domain containing. The record is from RefSeq and is marked validated. Gene Ontology annotation, molecular function: protein binding. NCBI's taxonomy places the organism in Eukaryota, Metazoa, Chordata, Mammalia, Artiodactyla, Suidae.
AUCCUGACUGCAGUCUGUGGCUCUGAUUCCACACCUGAGGGGCUCAGGAUGCUGUUGUUGGGAGCUGUUCUACUGCUACUAGCCCUGCCCAGUCUCGGCCAGGAAACCACCGAGAAGCCUGGAGCACUACUGCCCAUGCCCAAGGGGGCCUGCGCAGGCUGGAUGGCGGGUAUCCCAGGGCAUCCUGGCCACAACGGUACCCCAGGCCGUGAUGGCAGAGAUGGCGUCCCUGGCGAGAAGGGUGAGAAAGGAGAUACAGGUCUUACUGGUCCUAAGGGUGACACUGGGGAAUCUGGAGUGACUGGGGUUGAAGGUCCCCGAGGUUUCCCAGGAAUCCCGGGCAGAAAAGGAGAACCUGGAGAAAGCGCCUAUGUCUACCGUUCAGCAUUCAGUGUGGGCCUGGAGACUCGGGUCACUGUCCCUAACAUGCCCAUUCGCUUUACCAAGAUCUUCUACAAUCAGCAAAACCACUAUGAUGUCACCACUGGCAAAUUCCACUGCAACAUUCCUGGGCUGUACUACUUCUCCUUCCACAUCACGGUCUACUUGAAGGAUGUGAAGGUCAGCCUCUACAAGAAGGACAAGGCUGUACUCUUCACCUACGACCAGUACCAGGACAAGAAUGUGGACCAGGCCUCUGGCUCUGUGCUCCUCUAUCUGGAGAAGGGGGACCAAGUCUGGCUCCAGGCAUACGGGGAUGAAGAGAAUAAUGGGGUCUAUGCUGACAAUGUCAAUGACUCCAUCUUCACAGGCUUCCUUCUCUACCACAACAUUGAAUGAUGAGCACUGCCAACUCAGAGCCUCCACCAGGCUGAGGUCUUCAGUGUCAUUAGGAGACUGAUUGGAUUAUCUAAUUGGAGGGCUCUGAACAUUAUUCAUUGAUUGACUCAUUCAUUCCCAAAUAUCUUUUUUUUUUUUUUUUUGCUUUGGUUUUUUUUUUAGGGCCUCUUGAAUCUACUCUUGAUCUUUAAGAAUUACAAAAAAA